Molecule: messenger RNA, 899 nt
Organism: Lathyrus oleraceus (garden pea)
Lineage: Eukaryota; Viridiplantae; Streptophyta; Magnoliopsida; Fabales; Fabaceae
Product: protein phosphatase inhibitor 2
Exons: 5
Coding region: 207-683 (158 amino acids)
Biological process (GO): regulation of signal transduction
Molecular function (GO): protein phosphatase inhibitor activity
Source: RefSeq, a predicted model, not a curated record
UUAACCAUUAAAAUCUAGAUGUAUAAUUUUGUAAUUUUGUUUUACUUCUCAAGUUACAACCAUUUUUGCAUUCUGUAUGCAUUUUAAGCACAUUGCAACAGAUCCCAGUUAAACAUCGCCAUUCAAUUUCAAUUUCAAGUUGACGACGUGACCUGGGGCUAGCCUUACAUAUAUUUGGGGUCCAAAGAGCUGUUCCAUCCACCAAAAUGAAGGGACGUGUGAAAUGGGAUGAAGUUAAUAUUGGAAACAUUGAAGCAACUAAACCCGUGAGGCAAAAAAUUACUGAGCCGAAGACUCCAUAUCAUCCUAUGAUCGAAGAAGACAGCUCUCCAUCUCCCGAAAGACGAGGGUAUGAUGAAUGCGAUGAUAAUAAAAGCGACCCAGUAAAAGCUGAAGAACCUGCUUUUGAUAAUGCGGCCUGUUGCAGCAGGAAAAAAACUAGCGAAUCUGGCGGCUGGUCAUCAUCUGAGGAUGAGGAAGACGAAACAGAACAAACUGAUGAAGAUGCCUGUUGUAGUUUUAAAGAGCAUCGACGGGCCCAUUAUGAUGAAUUCCUUAAAGUCAAAGAACUGAGACAGCAGUCGGCUCUACUAGAGAAUGGAAGUGACGAGGAUAAUAAUACAGAGCUUGCCGAGGAGAAGAAACCUGGCGUUGAUUCAUCUUCUCCGGCGAGUGCUGAAUAAAGGAAAUUCGCUUUGGGGGAAAAUGGCUUCUACUCAUUUCCUCCGACUAAAUGUUUCUUAUAUUCUGUUUGAUGAAUAAAACCAUCUGUGGUUUCAUUACUUUUUAUAUUAUGGAAAGGAAACAGCUGACCGAUUAACCAAUUCAUUUAAUCAUUCGUGUAUAGAUCACUUCUUUUUCCACUUGGUAUGUUCAACGAAACUUACAUGAUCCGUUUA